ACGAAAAAAAAAAAAAACCCUUCCCAUUACAUUCUCAUCCUGGAACUUAGGGUCGUUUGGAAGUUGCGAUUGUUUGUUGAGAUUGUCAUUAUGCAUGUAUUGUUUACAAUGUAUCGUUUUUUUGUUUUUUAGCAGAAAUAAUACAUGGAUUGUUUCUGUGAUGUGACAGAAACUAUCACUCAUUUUGAGUGAUUGUUAUAUCUCAACUUUUAGUUGUGAUCGUUGAGAUAGUUGAGUUGAGAUUGUUUUGUCUCAGCUUUUAGCUGAUGCGACAUACACAAUCACACAUACCAAACGUUGUAUUCUACAAUGCAUCAAAUUCGACAAUACAUGUAUAAUAUUAUACAUGCAUUCUCAACAAUACAUCUAUUUAACAAUCGCAACUUCCAAACGACCCCUUAAUCUUGAGGUAAAGUUAGGGCGCCCUUAGUGUCCUGUUCUCACAAAAAAAAAAAAAAAUCUCGAAUUCUCUCCGUCCAUGUUGAUGGCUCAAUUUUGAGAACAUAAUUUUGGUUUACAUUAGGUUUGGGUGCAUACCUUGAAUUAUGCAUAUUAUGAAUGACCACCAUAUUUUACUAUUGUGAUAUUGGUAAGUAUUGUCCCAAGACAAUCAUCACCAUCCUUGUAUUUGUUGGUUUUCGUUCCCUUUAGAAUUCAUUUCAUGACGAACAAGACAAGAUACCAGAAAGAGAAGAAGGAAGAAUACUAAUAAUAAAAUGGAUGCAUUUCAAUCUUCGGCACAAAACCAUCAUCGGAAUCGUCACGACGGCGUGCCUUGAAAAAUAAGACAAGACUGCAGACGACUUGCACCGGAACGCAACCAAAUGGAACCCACGGGAUGCUCAUGAAAGAGCUGUGGCGGAGGCAAAAUAUUUUAAGGAGAAUGGAGAAGAAUAAAAAAAAAAAAAAAAACACAGUAUAGUAGUACAUCAAUUUCUGUUAACUGCUACCCCACGUUUUUUAAACACAUACAUCAAAACUUCAGGGAGAUGGAGUAACACAAGAAUAUUUUUUACGUAUACACUGCUUGAGUGAUGGCGGAGUGAAACCAAAGUUAGGAAUUCAUCUGAUUGAGUUAUUCGGAUGGAUUUAGAUAACAUUUAGGGUAAAUUAGAGUCAAUUUUGGCUUAAUUAAAGAUUAAUUAAUGGGGGCCAAUUUUUACUUUAAAAUUCUAAUGAGUAACGAGUGUUACAUAUCCAAUCCUCGAGUCAACCUAUUUAUUUAUUAUUGGUAUAACCGAAAUCCAAAAGUCGAGGGGUUAAAUUAAUUCCUUACCAAUAAAUUCAAUUUUUUUUAUAACCCAUCCACCUGGCUCAGGGCUUUACUAAGGCCCAUGUCAAACAAGGCCUAUCUUAUCUGCAUCCAUUACUUACUAACAAAGAUUAUCCCUUCCAUAAUCAAUCAAUCAAUCAAUGCCAGCACGAAGAAAGUCGUGUACGUCACUCCGUCGAACAGCCCGUACGCCAGUACAGCUGCUAGCCCGAGCUUGGCAAGCUUCGAGCUCAUUUCUGCUAGUACUCGGUGUAUGUCUAAUCUCUACAGCUCAAACGGUCCAAAUGCUGUGCGCCUGAUGAUCCUACUUCAUGAUGAUCCUACUACUGCUGUGCGCCUGAUCACCGUCGAAUCCCGUCGCCGAUCUCAUGGUUAGUUUCUCUGAGCUCCAUUUCCAAGCUGGUCAAGGUGCGGAGUUUUCCAAUCUCAUCUCUUUUAUACUUUGACAACAGUUCUUGUCCAAUUUUUUCGUGGGUUUGUCGAAUCUGUGAAGUAUGAACAGAAUUGGUUUCUGGGUUUCGUUCUGUUCUUGGGAAAGCUCAGGAUUUCAUCGUGAAUCUGGCUUUAGAUUUGAAUCUGCGAUGUAAUAGUCAGAUUUAGGGAUUUGGUUGAUUCAAUAGGUCGAAGCUCAAUUUGUCGAUUGUUUAUACGUUCUAUCCCUUGUUCUGUUUUGCUGCCUCACCGGAUCAAGAACCACCACUUUCAUCAGAGUCCUCCGUUUCAGUUUCUUCUUGUCUUUCUCGCCGACCACGCUUUCAUUGGCCCGCCGUGCUCGGAUUGUACAUUGUUUUCCGUUCCGUUUCCGGCAAUGAUGAAAAGCUCGUAUUUAAUUUUAGUUGUGAAUUUCCGUUGUUUUUGCGCUUGGAGUGAUUUCUGCAAUUACCCUUUUUGGUUCAAAUUCUUUGAGUAUCAAUUCUUGCCAAAUUUAUUGGGGUCAUUAUCUCUCUUUUAAUUUUAAAAAUUUCUCAAAGUGAUUUCUGCAGUUACCUAUUUUGGCUCAAAUUCUAUGUGUAUUAAUUGUCGCCAACGUUUUGGACUCAUUUUCCAUUUUAAUUUUAGAACUUUAUGAGAGUAAUUUACGCCCAGUUGCUUCAGUUGUCCUUAUUGGCGGAGUUUAAUUGCAAUCAAGGCUCUUAUUUAAU
This is a messenger RNA of Linum trigynum, 2415 nucleotides long. NCBI's taxonomy places the organism in Eukaryota, Viridiplantae, Streptophyta, Magnoliopsida, Malpighiales, Linaceae. The record is from the annotation of a GenBank genome assembly.